AUGGCGCAAGCUAUCGUGGUGGGAGGUGGCUUGGCCGGUGUCUCUGCGGCCAACACCGUGCUUGAGUGUGGCGGCAAGGUGCCUUCAACACCAGGGCGCUUAGGAGUGGUGCUGGUGGACAAGAGCGCCUUUUGCGGUGGCAACAGCACCAAAGCCACCAGUGGCAUCAAUGGGGCCGAGACGCAAACACAGAAGCAGAAGAAGGACUCGGUGCAGCUCUUCACCUCGGAUACCCUGAAGGGUGGCGCCAAGAAGCCCGAACUCGUGAAGGCGAACGGAAGCGACGUUGAUUGGUUGGUGGACAAGUUCGAUCUGGACAUGUCCCUGCUGGCCCGUUUGGGCGGCCACAGCGCCCCUCGCACCCAUCGCGGCAAGGAACGCUUCCCAGGGAUGACCAUCACCUACGCCCUGAUCCAGAUGGUGGAGAAGAUCUCUGAGCGCAGUGACCUGGCCCGGAUCAUCAACAAGGCCAAGGUGAAGCAGCUCUUGACCAAGUCAGGCACCGUGUGUGGCGUCACUUACGAGAAGAAGGGCAAAGACUUCACCGAGGAAGGUCCAGUGAUUUUGGCCACGGGCGGCUUUGGCGCGGACUUCACGGACGACUCGCUGCUGGCCAAGUACCGACCGGACUUGUUGCAUUUGCCCACCACCAAUGGAGAUCAUACGACAGGUGACGGCAUCAAGAUGGGUGAAGCGAUCGGAGCUCGCAGCAUUGACUUGGAGUGGGUGCAGGUCCAUCCGACCGGUUUGGUGGAGCCCGAUGACCCCGAGGCAAAGAUCAAGUUCUUGGCCGCCGAGGCCCUGCGCGGCGUGGGCGGCUUGGUCAUCAAUGCGGAAGGACAACGCUUCUGCAACGAGCUGGGGCGCAGGGAUUACGUCACGGGGGAGAUGUGGAAGUCCAAGCCGCCCUACCGGCUGAUCCUCAACAAGGCGGCCUCCGAUGAGAUCAUUUGGCAUUGCAAGCACUACACCGGUCGCGGGGUGAUGAAGUUCUAUGCCUCGGGCGAGGACGGCAAAGCAGAGCUUUGCAAAGACAUGCAGAUCCCAGUGAGCACCUUGGAGGCCACCCACCAGCAGCAUUUCGAGGCGGCCAAGAAGCAGGAGAAGGAUCCCGAGGGUGGACCUUACCCAGCCUACCCUUCAGGCAAGACCUGGGACGAGCCCAGUGGGAAGACGGGCGUCGGCAAGAAGUUCUUCCACAACAUUAUCGAUGGCUCCAAGGUGAAGGCCGAGCCCUUCUACUCGGCCAUCAUCACCCCAGUGAUUCACUACUGCAUGGGCGGCCUCGAGAUCGACGCGAACUCCGCCGUGGUGGACACAUCGGGCAAAGCCAUCCCGGGGCUCUACGCUGCUGGCGAAGUGGCGGGCGGCGUCCAUGGGAACAACCGCCUUGGUGGCAACUCCUUGUUGGAUUGCGUGGUGUUUGGGCGUGUGGCCGGCAAGCACUGCGCAAAGUACAUGUUGGGCGACAAGUUCAAGAGCAUGGAUCUCAAGGAGCUUUCAGGAGGUGGCUUGGCAGCCGAUAAGGCUCCUGCUGCCAAGCUGUGA
This is a messenger RNA of Durusdinium trenchii, 1548 nucleotides long. Lineage: Eukaryota; Dinophyceae; Suessiales; Symbiodiniaceae. The record is from the annotation of a GenBank genome assembly.